Naegleria lovaniensis is the source of this 426-nucleotide messenger RNA. RefSeq lists its product as uncharacterized. The transcript has a single exon. The record is from RefSeq and is a predicted model, not a curated record. Lineage: Eukaryota; Heterolobosea; Eutetramitea; Acrasida; Naegleriidae. The coding region runs from base 1 to 426 and encodes 141 amino acids.
AUGCCACAGGCCAAACUUCUACUCCCAUAUCUCACUUUCAGUGGUCAAUGCGAAGAAGCUAUGAAAUUCUAUCAAUCCUGUCUCGGAGGCGAAUUAGAAAUUAUCAAAUACAAAGAUUCUCAAAAGAAGGACCAGUACCCACACCUACAAGACAAGGUCAUUCAUUCCUCCUUGAAAACUAGCCAAGCUCCCAUCUUGUUGGCUUGUGAUGAUCCUGUCGAGUGUGAAAAACCAAAUGCUCCUUUCGUGAAUCAUAAUGGUUAUUCUCUUUCUGUGACUGCAGAAAAUGUGGAAGAAGGUUUGGAGAUUUUCAAUUUGUUGGUGUCGGAUGGAGAGGUUGUGAUUCCUUUUGGAAAGACUCAUUUCUCGGAAGGAUUUGGAAUGUUGAAGGAUAAGUAUGGAAUUUCAUGGAUGAUUUGUCAGUAG